This is a messenger RNA of Pogoniulus pusillus (Red-fronted tinkerbird), 4881 nucleotides long. It is a transcript of the gene DAGLA, whose product is annotated as diacylglycerol lipase alpha. The record is from RefSeq and is a predicted model, not a curated record. Gene Ontology annotation, biological process: diacylglycerol catabolic process; retrograde trans-synaptic signaling by endocannabinoid; arachidonate metabolic process. NCBI's taxonomy places the organism in Eukaryota, Metazoa, Chordata, Aves, Piciformes, Lybiidae. Gene Ontology annotation, molecular function: lipoprotein lipase activity. Gene Ontology annotation, cellular component: cytoplasm; postsynaptic membrane; dendrite membrane. Bases 651 to 3749 code for a protein of 1032 amino acids. The transcript is spliced from 21 exons.
GUGUCUGUGUCCCCGUCCUGCUGUCCCCCAUCACCUCCUCGCAGUCUGUGUACCCAUCACGGUGUCCCCCACCGUCUCCCUGCUGACUGUGUCCCCAUCCUGGUGUCCCCCACCAUUUCCUCAGUGUCUCCGUCUUCCCAUCCCAGUGUCUGUGUCCCCACCUCGGUGUCUGUCCCCAUCCCGGUGUCCCCCCAUCAUCUCCCUAGUGUCCGUGCCCUCAUCCCAGUGUCCCCCUGUCAUUUCCCCCUUUUGUCCAUGUCCCCAUCCCGGCGUCUGUGUGUCCCCCAUCCCGGUGUCUGCGUCCCCAUCCCGGUGUCCCCAUCAUCUCCUCCCGCCGUCUCCGUGUCCCCAUCCUGUCGUCCGCCCCCAGUCAUCUCCCCGGUGCUCGGCGCUGCCCCCUCUGAACUCACCUGCGCUGGCAGCCUCCGGGUGCAGGCAGUCACCACCCUGGCUCCUUCCCUGCGCCGAGUGGGAUUUUUCCGAUGGCUGCACAGAAGAGUUUGCUGCUCCCUUCUUGCCUUCUGAUGUCUGUCUCCGUGGAGCUGCACUUUCCCUGACUUAGCCCGGUGGGAGAGAAGAAUGUGCAGCAGCUGGACCACAUGCCAUGAGGUGAGUGUUGUGCCUGCUGAACUUCCUGAGAGCCACCAGCCAUGCCAGGGAUCGUCGUGUUCCGCCGCCGCUGGUCUGUAGGCAGCGAUGACCUGGUUUUGCCAGCAGUCUUCCUCUUCCUCCUGCAUACCACCUGGUUUGUGAUCCUCUCUGUGGUGCUCUUUGGGCUGGUGUACAACCCCAACGAGACCUGCUCCCUUAACCUGGUGGACCACGGCAGAGGCUACCUGGGCAUCCUGCUCAGCUGUAUGAUCGCAGAGGUGGCCAUCAUCUGGCUCAGCAUGAGAGGCAGCAUCCUGUACACAGAGCCCCGGGACUCCAUGCAGUAUGUGCUCUAUGUCAGACUGGCCAUCCUGGUGAUCGAGUUCGUCUACGCCAUCGUGGGCAUCGUCUGGCUGACGCAGUACUACAGCUCCUGCAACGACCUCACAGCCAAGAGUGUCACUUUGGGGAUGGUGGUGUGCAACUGGGUGGUGAUCCUGAGUGUCUGCAUCACUGUCCUCUGCGUCUUCGACCCCACAGGCAGGACCUUCGUCAAGCUCCGAGCUACCAAGCGCAGGCAGCGCAACCUGAGGACCUACAACCUGCGGCACCGGCUGGAGGAGGGACAGGCCAGCAGCUGGACCCGCAGGCUCAAAGUUUUCCUUUGCUGCACACGGACAAAAGACUCUCAGUCGGAUGCCUACUCAGAAAUUGCCUACCUUUUUGCUGAGUUCUUCAGAGACCUUGACAUUGUCCCCUCCGACAUCAUCGCGGGGCUGGUUCUCCUGCGCCAGCGGCAGAGGGCCAAGCGCAGCGCCGUGCUGGAUGAGGCAAACAAUGACAUUUUAGCUUUUCUAUCUGGGAUGCCAGUGACCAGGAACACAAAAUACUUGGAUCUGAAAAACGCGCAAGAGAUGCAGCGCUACAAGGAGGUCUGUUACUACAUGCUCUUUGCCCUGGCUGCCUAUGGCUGGCCCAUUUACCUCAUGAGGAAGCCAACCUGCGGACUCUGUCGCCUGGCCAGAUCCUGCUCGUGUUGCUGUCUCUGUCCCUCAAGGCCCCGCUACGCCCCCAGUGUCACCAUCGAGGAGGACAACUGCUGCGGCUGCAAUGCCAUCGCCAUCCGGCGGCACUUCUUGGAUGAGAACAUGACCUCGGUGGACAUCGUCUACACCUCUUGUCACGAUGCAGUCUAUGAAACCCCUUUCUACGUGGCUGUGGAUCAUGACAAGAAGAAGGUGGUCAUCAGCAUCCGAGGAACUCUGUCUCCAAAGGAUGCCCUGACUGACCUAACUGGGGAUGCAGAGCGCCUUCCAGUUGAGGGUCACCAUGGAACUUGGCUGGGGCACAAGGGAAUGGUGCUGUCUGCUGAGUACAUCAAGAAGAAACUGGAGCAAGAAAUGGUGCUGUCUCAAGCCUUUGGACGAGAUUUGGGGAGAGGCACCAAACACUAUGGCCUGAUCGUGGUUGGGCAUUCCCUGGGGGCUGGCACAGCUGCCAUCCUGUCCUUCCUCCUGCGUCCUCAGUACCCCUCCCUGAAGUGCUUUGCCUAUUCUCCUCCAGGUGGGCUUCUGAGUGAGGAUGCCAUGGAGUAUUCAAAAGAGUUUGUGACUGCAGUCGUGCUUGGCAAAGAUCUAGUGCCCAGAAUUGGGCUGUCUCAGCUGGAGGGAUUUCGCCGGCAGCUCCUGGACGUUCUUCAAAGAAGUAACAAACCAAAGUGGCGAAUCAUUGUGGGUGCUACCAAAUGCAUCCCCAAGUCUGAGCUGCCCGAGGAGACAGAAGAGAACUCUGUGAGCAGUAACCGCCUGUGGACCCACCCCAGCGACCUGACCAUCGCCCUCUCGGCCAGCACUCCUCUCUACCCUCCCGGCCGCAUCAUCCACGUGGUGCACAACCACCCCGCAGAGCAGUGCUGCUGCUGUGACCAAGAGGACCCCACUUACUUUGCCAUCUGGGGUGACAAUAAGGCCUUCAAUGAAGUGAUCAUCUCGCCAGCUAUGCUGCACGAACACCUCCCCUACGUGGUCAUGGAAGGGCUCAACAAGGUCUUGGAGAACUACAACAAGGGGAAAACAGCUUUACUUUCUGCUGCCAAAGUGAUGGUGAGUCCUACAGAAGUAGAUCUCACCCCAGAGUUGAUCUUCCAGAGCCAGCCCUUACCGAGUGGACCCUCGGUGCAGAUUGGAACUGGAGCCAUUACAGUGGACAGAAGGAACAGCAGCACCAAGAGCAAGUCCCACUCUGAAAUCAGCUUGGAGGGCUUCUACGAAACCAAGCCAGCCUCUCCCGUGCAGAAGGACCCGGUGGAGCUGCUGCUGCUGGACACGAAGGAGAGACUGUCGGUGGAGCUGCAGGACCGCCGAGCUCCCCUGGCCACCAUGGAGAGCCUCUCGGACAACGAAUCCAUCUACAGCUUCGACUCCCGCCGCUCCUCGGGCUUCAGGAGCAUCCGGGGCUCCCCCAGCCUCCAUGCUGUCAUGGAGAAGGACGAGACCCACUGCUUUUACAUAGACCCCGCUAUCCCGGAGGAGAAUCCCUCCCUCAGCUCCAGGACAGAGCUGCUGGCUGCUGACAGCCUCUCCAAGCACUCCCAGGAGACUCAAGCUCCCGACAACGUCCUCAACAGCGGCGGCACCACGCCCCAGCGCCGCUGCAGCGAGGCGGGGGCCAGCAGCGAAGGGGAUCACCUGUCCUUGGCUGGCCCCAGGGAGGAGCUGACCCUCCAAAACGGACGUCUGAGCGAUGUCCCCAGUCCCCAAGUGCUGGAGUUUGCUGAGUUCAUAGACAGCCUCUUUAAUUUGGAUAGCAAAAGCAGCUCCUUCCAGGACAUCUACUGCAUGAUGGUGUCAGACAGCUCCAGUGACUUUGCAGAGCUGCCCAAGUCGGUCAGUGAACAGGAGAUCCUCUUGAGGGCACAGUAUGAACCCAACCUAGUCCCAAAGCCCCCAAGGUUGUUUGCAGGCUCAACAGAUCCUUCCUCGGGCAUCUCUGUCUCACCUUCUUUCCCCCUUAGUUCAUCUGGAGAGCUCAUGGACAUCACCCCCACAGGUGUGAGCAGCCAGGAGUGCCUGGCCACUGACAAAAUCCGGACUUCCACUCCUUCUGGGCCUGUAACCAGCCCUGCCAAGCAGGAUGACCUCAUGAUUUCAGCCCUCUAGUGCCAGGGGGUAAAAAGGGGGUUGCAGCUCCAAGAGCUGAUCCCAUAGGCUGAGCGCUGGGAUGGGUAAUCCGUGGAGGGAGGUGGUCACUGGGCAGUUUGGAUUGGAGGAGACAGCUGCUGGAAGGGUUCCUUCUGGGCUGUGUGACAAGAGUUGGGGGCACACUGGUGUCUGGAAGGAUGGAUUGUGCUCAGAGCUGGGAGAAGAAGUGGUGGUGGUUGCUCCACUAAGAGGAGCUUGGGUUGCUUAAGGUGGAUGUGAGUUCCCUACCUCAGCCUGCCUCGUUUGUGAGGCAGAUUCUUUGCCCCCUACCCCAGGGCACCUGCUGAGUUGGGGAGUGAGACCCCCACCCCCUCACCUUGCUUCAUGGAAUCCUCAGGGUGUGGGGGUGAAGGGGUGGAUUCUCUGAAGCUUGAGGAUUGCAAGGUCUGUGUGUGUGGAGGGGGUGGUGGUCCAGAGCAGGUCACCCCCACCCCUGCCCUUGGUACCGUGUCGGUGGUCAUGGAAAUGAGGGGAUUGAGACUUUGGGCCCUAUUGCACUACCACAUGGAUCUGGCCCAAGAUCCAAUCCCUCAGCCUUUCCAUGGGGCUUCUCUCCUCUUUCAAAGCCAUUUUGGGGGGGUAGAGGGGAGGCUGUGAUCUCCCCAGAUGCAGUCUCCCCUCUCCCCUGGCCAGACACAGCAAGGACGGGGCUGGCACUGUGUUUAAUAACUCCCCUUGAGUACUUCUGUCUUCAGUGACCAGCAGGGCUGCUUCCAAGAGGGAAGGAAACACUGUUCUGAAGAGCCAAAGCCCUCUGCCACCUUCCCCUCUUUCACCAGAAGAGUUCUCCUGGAUCUCACCACCCAUCACUUCUCAGUUCCCUGGACCACUCUGAGCUGGCACAGUUCCUGCAGGACUCGACAGGAUUCUCAUCUCAGAGCUGCAUGGAUGGAUCAACUUGGAAGAAUUCCAACAUUUCUCAAUACCCAGUGUUAUUUUCCAGAGCCUGGGAAGCUACUCCUGGCCUCUGCUUGGGUCCUCACAACCACCCCAUAUGCAGUCAUCACAAAUCAGUGCCAGCCUCUUAUCAGUGGCAGUUCAGGGAGAAGAUGAACUUUGACUAAGUAUUGAAAUCUUUUGUAUGUUUACA